AUGGCUGCGAAAGAUGAUGAUGCUCUUAACUCGACCGGGCCCGAUUCUUCCGCGGAAACUACCGUAACUACGGUUUCUACACCCACGCCUGCAACGCCUCAAUCGGAACACUUUAUGUUGCCGAAGCCUGUCGCAGGGAAUGCUCAGUCUGGGAAAAGCGAGGCUUCUCGAAAUCUGGAUAACUAUAUUGGCGUUGGUGUUUUGAGAAGGCGCAAUGGAAGGUACGAUAACGGAUUCACAGCGCCUGUCGAACCGGAUAACUUUCCGGCAUCGGAAAUCGCGGCUUUGGAAAGACACCACUGGAUAUGGACUGAGACGAUAGAAUUCGCGGAGAAAUCGUCGUGGUGUGGUGUUCGCGUUUAUGUGCUGCCUGACGACGUCGGGCGCAAGUCCAUACCACGUUCGAGCACAGCAUUGAGGCGCGCACUCAAGGCAGUCAUGAUGAGGAUUGACAGAUCAGACGAAGCGUGGAACGGAAGUGUCCGUGUAGAUCAGAAGGCUGCCGAUAACCCUGUGGGUAGUCUGGAGGAUGAGUCUCUUUGGUAUAUCUUCAAUACGCUACAGGAUCCAAAACCCCAGUUGGAUAGUAUGAGGAAUGCGUAUGCGAGAAGAGCGAUGCGAGAGCUACUUACGGUAACUGCGCAUGGAGAGGAGGAAUCAGGCCAGGAUUACUCUGGGGUGCUGGGUCUCAAGACGCCUCUGUACCCUUACCAGCGCCGAUCGGCUGCUACUAUGGUCCAGCGGGAAGCGCAGCCUGCGCAGGUGCUGGAUCCGCGGCUGCAGGCAUUUAAGAGUCCUAGGGGCGAGGACUACUACUACGACAAGGAAGAGGGGAGUAUAUUUCGGGAGAAGAAGAUGUAUUCGGAGGCUUGUGGAGGUAUCCUUGCGGAAACCAUGGGCUGCGGCAAGACACUCAUUUGCUUGGCUGUAAUCCUGGCAACGCGAGGCCAUUUCCCCGAUAUACCGCUCGAAUACCAGGAGAUGAAGAACCCCAUCCGACAAGUGACGGGGAGUCUUGUUGAGAUGGCAGCCGCGACAGCAGGCCGCUUCUCGCUGCCGUGGAAAACCCACUUCGACACUCUGGGCUACUACGGCACGUUCUAUGAGCGAUGUGUUAUGGAGUGUGAGAGGCACCGUGGCGCCUAUACUAUACCUCCACCACCGGCAAGGCACAGAGGUCGAAGUGGAGUGGCGUAUCCUAGACCGCCGCCUCAGAAAAUCCGUCUUUGUUCGGGGACGUUGAUCAUCGUGCCCCCUAAUCUGGUCAACCACUGGCACAAUGAAAUUUCGGCACACACCGAUGGCUUGAAGGUGCUUGUACAAAGGAACAGCUCUGACAAGACUCCUUCACCAGAUGAGCUAUUGCAGUACGACAUCGUUCUAUUUUCGCGAAUCCGCUUCGAAAAGGAGGCGGGCGAGGUGGUCAAUAACAGACGUAUUUCUUUUACGCCCGAGGAGUCCCCUUUGACAAAACUUCACUGGCUUCGGAUCAUCGUCGAUGAAGGCCACAAUGUGGCUGGUAGUGGUAACCGGACCACUAUGAUGCAUAUCCUGAGUCAGCUUCACAUUGAGCGUCGGUGGAUAGUGUCUGGAACCCCAUCCAGCGGGCUGUAUGGGGUAGAAGUCAGUUUGGCUUCUCAGGAGACACAUACUAGCGAGACUGAUCUAACUGAGGCUACUACGACUGUACUUCGAGGUAGAAAGAAGACAGGGAACGCUUUGGACAGUGAGCUCAAGGAUCUCGACAAGCUACGAUACAUCGUGAUUGACUUCCUCGACCUGAAGCCGUGGUCGAACCCUCGAACAAGCGACCCGGCCAAUUGGACAAAGUACAUUAAGCCCAUCGGCGAAGAUGGUAGGCGACGGAAAGCACAGUCUCUCCGGGCUACCCUGCAGAGCCUUGUUGUGCGACACCGUCUGGAGGUCAUCCACAGUGAGAUUCCUCUACCAAGACUGCAUAACAAGGUCGUUCAUCUGGAGCCUACCUUCUACGAUAAAUUGAACUUGAACAUGUUUAUCUUCGGCCUGGCCGUCAAUGCCGUCACUUCGGAGCGCACCGACCAAGAUUACAUGUUCCAUGCUCGGAACCGCAAGCACCUUAGCACUGUAAUCAACAACCUUCGUCAAGCAGGGUUUUGGUGGGCUGGCUCGGACGAUAUUGCUCCCACGAUCGACGUCGCCCUGAAGUAUCUGGAAUUACGGGGGGACAAGACAAGCAAAGAGGACAUAGAGACAUUACGCGAAGGCGUUCGAAUUGCACAAAAGGCUCAAGCAUCUGGAUGCUGGCGUGCUUUCAAGAGGAUGCAUGAGCUCGGUGUUUUCAUCCAGGACUUUCCCGAGCACGCUCGAAGUAUGUGGGCCAUUGACUCUUCGGUCGCACACCAAGAGCCACUUCUGCUGGGCAUAACUCAGGCGCGCCAGGCACAGAAAUUUGUCACAAAGCACCUGAACACGUACGACCCAGCAGAGGGGCUUGCCGGUGCAGGGAUCAAGGUCCGUCGCGAGCUCUCAGGGCGAGAAGGGGACAAUCUAAGUCCGAAGAAGACCACUCCAGACAAACCAGUCAAGAGCAACUCACCCAAAAAGACAUACACCAAGGGGCUAUUCAAGACCCUAUCGGAUGAAUCCCCUCUCACGCAAACCAAACUGGUCGCUACAGCCUCAGCAAAGCUAACAUACCUCCUGGACCAAGUGUCCGAGCUGCACAAAACCGAGAAAAUCAUCAUCUUCUACGACAACAACAACGCGGCCUUCUGGAUAGCCGAAGGCCUCGAACUCCUCGGUAUAGACUUCCGCAUCUACGCCAGUACCCUGAAACCCACCAUGAGAGCAGAAUAUCUCGCCCUAUUUCGCGAGUCGGAAGAGGUGCGCGUCCUCCUAAUGGACCUGCGCCAGGCAUCGCACGGCCUGCACAUCGCCAACGCCUCCCGAGUCUUCAUAGUCAAUCCCAUCUGGCAACCGAACGUCGAAAGCCAGGCCAUCAAACGAGCCCAUCGAAUCGGCCAAACCCGCCCCGUGUUCGUCGAGACCCUCGUCCUCAAAGACACUCUCGAAGACAAGAUGUUGAAGCGCAGAAAAGCAAUGACAGACAGCGAGAUCCACCACGCCGAACGAGACCUCCUAGACGACAGCACCAUGAGCUCCAUCAUCCAGAACGAGCGUUACAUCCCGAUGCCCGAAACCGAAGACUCCAGCUUCACCCGAGGCGCGUUCCUGAAACAUCCAACUGGCCUAUUCGACCGACACAAGCUUGCCGUUGCCGAUGACGAGGAGGAAGGAAUAACAAGCAAGCCGGAACUACCGGAUCACAGCAAUACCCCGCGGAAGCGGAAACAUGCUAGAACUGUGGAUAUAGACGAGAGCACCGACGAGCCGGAUCUCGUCACGCCGAAAAGGCGCAAGUCCACGCCCCCCGGUCUGGGUUUUCUCUCGCCGCAGGGCAUCCUCAUGACGCCUCCGCCAGCCUGGAGCCGGUCUCCUCGGGCUUCGCCAUUUCCGGUGGUAGAAACGGAUAAUGCUCACGCGAGCACGGACGGCGCAGAAGCAGGGAAGAAGAAGAGGGUGUCUUUGUUCGGAGGGGCGUGUCCUGAUUGA
This is a messenger RNA of Aspergillus neoniger CBS 115656, 3594 nucleotides long. Its product is annotated as DEAD/DEAH box helicase. The record is from RefSeq and is a predicted model, not a curated record. Lineage: Eukaryota; Fungi; Ascomycota; Eurotiomycetes; Eurotiales; Aspergillaceae. The transcript is spliced from 2 exons. Gene Ontology annotation, molecular function: ATP binding; ATP-dependent chromatin remodeler activity. The coding region runs from base 1 to 3594 and encodes 1197 amino acids.